Messenger RNA from Sitodiplosis mosellana (orange wheat blossom midge), 615 nucleotides. RefSeq lists its product as uncharacterized. Bases 91 to 453 code for a protein of 120 amino acids. The transcript has a single exon. Lineage: Eukaryota; Metazoa; Arthropoda; Insecta; Diptera; Cecidomyiidae. The record is from RefSeq and is a predicted model, not a curated record.
UCAGCCACAUCAGUCGUUCAAUAUUCUUCAGUUCGAUCAAGUGAAUCAUUGAGAUUUUUGUUCAAAAUCAAAUAAAGCGAAAAAUUUAAAAUGAAAGUAUUCAUCUGUUUGGUUUUGAUCGCAAUUUGCAACGUCGCAGUUAAUCAAGCGGCUGCAAUUGACAUCCAAGAAGAGUCAGCACUGCAAUUCGAGCCGACGUAUUACGAAGGUCAAGCGUAUGAUGCCAUCGAUGAACAUUCUCGUCCAAGACGCCAGACGAGUAACGGUCAAGCAGGAGUUGAUAUAAAACAACAAGGUCGAACAACAAGUGUGAAUGCUCAGGCUGGCCGAGUGUGGCAGAGCAACGAUGGUCGAACAAGGGUCGAAGCCAACGUCAACUACGGCCGAGAUUACGGUAGAGGUGGUUCACGGCCAAAUUAUGGAGGAAACGUUGGCAUUUCACACCGUUGGUGAUUUUCUACGGUUUGAAAUUAAGUGCUGAAAAUAGAUUAUAAUAUCAUUUUCUCCAUAAAUGAACUACAAUUCAUUUAUUUAACGAAUACAUUUUAACCAAACACAUUUAUAAGCACAAUAUUUAAAUAGAAGAAUAAAAUAUUUUUCAUGAAUAGCCGGAAA